AUGUACAAGCCCGCAGGUUUCGACUUCUCCAACGAGCUACGGAACAACUUCCUAGUCGAGAAAGGACUUCCGCUACCCAAGGCAACCAGCACAGGAACUACCAUAGUCGGAUGCCUCUUCAAAGACGGAAUCGUCCUCGGUGCCGAUACUCGAGCAACAGAGGGCCCCAUCGUGGCGGAUAAAAAUUGUGAGAAGAUUCACUACAUUACAGAAUCCAUCCGGUGCUGCGGUGCAGGAACGGCCGCCGAUACCGAAUUCACCACCGCCCUCAUCUCAUCAAACAUGGAGAUGCAUGCCUUGCAGACAGGGAGGAAACCGCGCGUCGUGACGGCGAUGACUAUGUUGAAGCAGAUGCUUUUCAGGUAUCAAGGCCAUGUUGGUGCAGCACUCGUCCUCGGUGGUGUUGAUGCAACUGGCGCACAUCUGUUCACAAUCCACCCGCAUGGCUCAACGGACAAACUGCCUUACGUGACGAUGGGGUCAGGAAGUUUGGCCGCCAUGGCCGUCUUUGAGAGUGGUUGGGUUCCCGACAUGGAGCGUGAUAAAGCUCUCGCACUCGUAAAAUCCGCCAUCGCAGCUGGUAUUUUCAACGAUCUUGGUUCAGGAUCCAACAUCGACGCUUGUAUCAUCACCGCCAACAGCACUGAAAUGCUGCGAAACGUCGAGAUGCCAAACCAACGUGUGCAGAAGGAGCGCAAUUACAAGUUCAGAAGAGGAACAACGGCCUGGAAGAAGGAGGAUAUCCGAAGCCUCGUCGUUGACGAGCAGGUCACGCAAAUUGGCGGAGAUGAGAUGGAUACCUCAUAG
This is a messenger RNA of Cyclocybe aegerita, 807 nucleotides long. NCBI's taxonomy places the organism in Eukaryota, Fungi, Basidiomycota, Agaricomycetes, Agaricales, Hemipholiotaceae. The record is from the annotation of a GenBank genome assembly.